CUAAGUUAUCACUUGCCAUAAAUAAUUGUUUCGGUCGUUUUUAUUUUUAGUCAUUUACACGUAACAACUUCCUUUAAUUUGUGAUGUGUUUUGAAGUAGUUUGUUAUAAACAUUCUAGAAAUUCCAUAGCUAGAGUGGACCUAGCUCUUUGAAUUGUUUUUAUUUCAACUAUUAUUUUUUUAUUUCACUUGAAUCAAUCUGAACGAACAUUUAUAAGUGUACCAGACCUACUCGAUCUUGCUUCGACUUUUAAUUCCUUAAUUGAAUUCAUUACUUCGUGAAAGGAAAAAUGAACACCUUGUUUUUUUUCGGCAUGUGUUUAAUCGUGGCCAUUAAUGACUGCGUCUCGGAAAGUGAUAUUGAACAAGAAUGGAAAUUGUUCAAGGAUACUUAUAAAAAAGACUAUGCCAAUAAUGCGACUGAAGAAAUAAUUCGUAAACAAAUUUUCAUAAAUAAUACGCAAAUGAUAAAAGAGCACAACGCAAAGUUUGAAACUGGCAACGUUACAUUCAAAAUGGGAAUGAACCAGUUUGGUGAUUUGAAACACGAAGAGUUUUUGAAACGAUUUAGCUACAGGGAAAUUAAGGAAAAACAUUUUGAAGACGAUUAUAACAAUGAAGACGUGUAUAUUGAUGAUGAUCAUAACGAUGAAGAAGAACGACCGACUCCUCCAGAAUUUCAUUGGAAAGAGCCUGAAGAGGUAAAUUCUGUACGUGAUCAACGUAAUUGCAGCAGUGGAUGGGCAUAUAGUGCGGCCGAUGCGAUAGCAGGUAGAUGUUUUGUUCAUAAGGAUUGUAGCAAAACUACUAGUUUUUUGAGCGUCCAAUACCUCAUAGAUUGUUCGAGUGGUGCGGGUAAUCAUGGUUGUCGAGGCGGUGAGGCUGUAAAAGCAUGUGAGCUAGUGAAGCUGAACGAAAAAGUGCCUGAUGAAAAGUCAUAUAAUCGCCAAUGUAGGAUGGAUAAGUUUCAGCACACGAUCAAGCUCAAUAUUGGCUGUCAUCAACGCAAAGUGGAUGAUUCCUGUAGUUCGAAGACUUUGAAAAAAUCUAUCAAAAAACAUGGCCCAGUUUCUGGUUCUGUUAGUGUUGAACAACCAAGCUUUCAAUUCGCAAAGGAAGGUAUUUAUUACGAAGAAAAAUGUGAUAAAACGGCGAAUCACGAUGUUUUAGUAGUUGGUUAUGGAACAGAUAAAGGACACGAUUAUUGGAUAGUGAAAAAUUCAUUCGGAAUUUCGUGGGGUAAUAAUGGAUUUCUCAAUAUUUCUGCCAAUGCGACAAAAGAUGACUGUAGAAUUCUCAAUAAGUACAUGUUUCCAGUGUUCAAGGGGAAAAAAAUUAUUGAUUUGUAAGUUUUAAAAUGUAAAAUGCUAGCUUUAUUAUCUUUUUUCAAAUUAUUAUUUUUUAUAAUUAGAUGAUAAAUUAUAAUAUGUAGAUGUAUCAACAUAUAAGUCACCUAUGUACUAGUUUUUCCCCUUAAUUGUUGAUUGUCAUUUCCUGCAGUGAAAAUAAAUUUUAUCUAUACCUGCC
Messenger RNA from Planococcus citri (citrus mealybug), 1526 nucleotides. RefSeq names its product digestive cysteine proteinase 3-like. Gene Ontology annotation, molecular function: cysteine-type endopeptidase activity; cysteine-type endopeptidase activator activity involved in apoptotic process. Bases 290 to 1348 code for a protein of 352 amino acids. Gene Ontology annotation, cellular component: lysosome. Gene Ontology annotation, biological process: immune response; positive regulation of apoptotic signaling pathway; positive regulation of peptidase activity. The record is from RefSeq and is a predicted model, not a curated record. Lineage: Eukaryota; Metazoa; Arthropoda; Insecta; Hemiptera; Pseudococcidae. The transcript is spliced from 6 exons.